AUGCAGAUGGAGGUGGCGCGUCCGCCGGGAGGGUUCCUGUUGCCGCACCAGAUAUACCACGAGACGCGGCCGACGACGAACGCCGCGCCGGCGGCGACAGCAGGAGGACCCCGCGUCACCGCACCCCACGAGUUCUACGACGGCUCGAUGAUGGCUACGCGCAGCGUGCCGGCCUCGGCCAGUGCCGUCGCGGGCCUGCCGCAGACGACGGUGGCCGCGAGCGGCGAGGAGAGCGGGGACGGCGGGUCCGCCUGCGCGGUGUGCCUGGAGGCGUACGCGGCCGGCGACGCGUUGAGGACGAUGCCGUGCGCGCACGCGUUCCACGAGGGGUGCAUCGUGGAGUGGCUCUCCGUCAGCCCCUUGUGCCCGCUCUGCCGCUUCAAGCUGCCCACCCAGGCGGAGGAGGACGCCGCCCAACCCCAACAGCCGCCACGCCUGGGAUGA
Molecule: messenger RNA, 444 nt
Organism: Setaria italica (foxtail millet)
Lineage: Eukaryota; Viridiplantae; Streptophyta; Magnoliopsida; Poales; Poaceae
Product: E3 ubiquitin-protein ligase RNF181
Exons: 1
Coding region: 1-444 (147 amino acids)
Source: RefSeq, a predicted model, not a curated record